Molecule: messenger RNA, 1111 nt
Organism: Drosophila ficusphila
Lineage: Eukaryota; Metazoa; Arthropoda; Insecta; Diptera; Drosophilidae
Product: omega-amidase NIT2
Exons: 2
Coding region: 106-957 (283 amino acids)
Biological process (GO): oxaloacetate metabolic process; L-glutamine metabolic process
Cellular component (GO): mitochondrion
Molecular function (GO): omega-amidase activity
Source: RefSeq, a predicted model, not a curated record
UUAUUGGCCUCUGUUACUACGUCCCUGGGAAAACCUGUUGUUGGUUUGUUUGUGGGGUGCAAAUUGUUAUCAAACCGCAAACAGAUAACAUUUAAUUUUAGCAAUAUGAGCAAAGCAAGCAAUAUCAUGCGUUUGGUGCUGUUGCAGUUGAAGGGUUCCAAAGACAAAGUGGCCAAUGUCCAAAACGCCGCAAGCAAAAUUGAGGCGGCGGUCAAGGAGCACAAACCUCGAUUGAUUACUUUGCCGGAGUGCUUUAAUGCUCCCUACGGAACAAAGUACUUCCGGGAGUAUUCCGAGACCAUCCCCGAUGGCUACACUUCCCAGCAGCUCUCCAGUUUGGCCAAGAAGCACCAGGUCUUUAUAGUGGGAGGAACCAUUCCGGAACUGGGUGAAAACGACGCCAUCUAUAACACCUGUACGGUGUGGUCACCCUCUGGGGAUCUGGUGGCCAAGCAUCGCAAGAUGCAUCUUUUCGAUAUUGAUGUAAAGGGUGGCAUUCGCUUCAAGGAAUCGGAAACCCUUUCCGCUGGCAAUGACUUCACCACUAUCGAUGUAGAUGGUCACAAGAUUGGCAUCGGCAUUUGUUACGACAUCCGUUUCGAGGAGAUGGCCAGGCUGUACAGGAAUGCCGGCUGCGAGAUGAUCAUAUAUCCUGCUGCGUUCAACAUGACCACGGGUCCUCUUCAUUGGGAACUCCUUCAGCGAGCCCGUGCUAAUGAUAAUCAGCUAUUUGUGGUUACAACUUCGCCAGCAAGAGAUUCAAGUGCUGAAUAUGUGGCUUAUGGUCAUUCCAUGGUGGUGGAUCCUUGGGCAAAAGUGCAGCAGAGUGCCAAGGAAGGCGAGGAAACCGUGGUGGCUGAUAUUGACUUCUCCCUGGUGGAGCAAGUGCGCCAGCAGAUUCCAGUCUUCGGCCAACGACGCCUGGAUCUGUAUGCCACCGAAAAGAAGUCCAAGUAAAGCUUUAAACGUAAACAACGACUGUACAACGCUUUCAAUUUGUUGUACUGAAAGAAUCUUUCUGUUUAAAACAUGAAAAGUAAUCCUUGUAGAGAAUUUAAACAUUGCAUUUAUAUUUGUUGAUUGUAUAUAAAAUUUAUUAGACCUAAACACA